UAUUGAAUAACGGAAGUCACCUUGACGAAGCCAUUGUUUUGAAAGGAUAAACCGGAAAUGGGGUUUAUUUAAGGCAACAGCACAGCGAAGGGGUUGUCAACAAACAUCUGCUAUUGAAGGAAAUAUUAAAGACUCUAGCUACACUGAGACUUUUGUCUCCUAAGUCAAUCAAGGAAAUUAUGGGGUUGAAAGCAAUAUUGAUGCAUGCGUGAGAGAAAAGCCCGGGUGUUCCUCCUGCUGCACUGCACACUUCCUCAUGGAUUCCAGCAACGAUGAGGCAGUCGACAUCAUCAUCACUAAUGUCGUUGCGACGUUUCGGACCAGAUGCCACCUCAAUCUGCGUACAAUUGCUUUAGAGGGAACCAAUGUCAUCUAUAAGCCUGAAGUAGGGAAAGUUUUGAUGAAACUUCGGAAACCAAGGAUAACAGCCUCCAUCUGGUCAUCAGGAAAAAUCAUCUGCACUGGAGCAACAAGUGAGGACGAGGCAAAGCUGGGCGCUCGCAGAUUAGCUCGCUGUCUGCAGAAACUCGGCUUCAAGGUGAAUUUUUCAGCUUUCAAGGUUGUGAACGUGCUCGCUGUUUGCUCCAUGCCGUUUUCAAUUCACCUGAUAGACUUUACGAAGAACAAUCGGCCCAUAGCCAGUUAUGAGCCGGAGCUCCACCCUGCCGCCACAUACAGAAUCAAAAAUCUAAAGGCUACUAUACAAGUGUUUUCCACUGGAAGCCUCACGGUUACAGGACCAAAUGUGCAGAAUGUUGCAACAGCUGUGGAGCAGGUCUACCCACUGCUGUUCGAGUGUCGGAAGCCCCUCUGCAAACAGGACAAGAAGAUGUGACCUACGUGAUGAAAGAAGACUAAACUCGCUCCUGUCCUUUACGGUAAACCCUGCAAGACUAACUUUACUAGACUGUCGAGAAGGGCGUGUACGCUGAACGUUUUAUAACCCUUGUUGGAGUUCAUGAGAAAGUUGUCACUUUUAUUCUGCUUUGAGUGUUUUGCAUGGAUACCCGAACCAUUUUUUUAUUAAUGCAAGUAGAAUAAAGCUCAACAGUUGUGACCAAUA
Messenger RNA from Oryzias melastigma (Indian medaka), 1063 nucleotides. RefSeq names its product TBP-like 1 (gene tbpl1). Bases 257 to 835 code for a protein of 192 amino acids. Gene Ontology annotation, biological process: DNA-templated transcription initiation. Gene Ontology annotation, molecular function: general transcription initiation factor activity; DNA binding. The transcript has 7 exons. The record is from RefSeq and is a predicted model, not a curated record. Lineage: Eukaryota; Metazoa; Chordata; Actinopteri; Beloniformes; Adrianichthyidae.